AAAAAGCAUAAAAUUAUCCUCAACUUUGGUUCUAUAUUUGGCUGUGUCUCUCAGCCUCUUUUUUUUAUUUCAUGUGCCGGCCACAGCCAGUGGAGAACAGCACCUCGGCUCCCAGUGAAACCCUAUACUUUCCCCUUCUGCUGUUCCCUCCCACUCUGUCCACCCAUCUGAAAGGUUUCUGGAGAUACCUUCAAACUCUUCUUAAAAACUCUGUACACUGGAUGCACACCCUGGAAUAAAUAAGAAGCUCUCCUUGAUUUGUGGUGUCUGCAGAGGGGAAUAUUUUGGAUUACUAUCCCCUAAUGAUGCUGCUGCUGUGCUGAUUCAGAGCGUGAGCGCUGGAGGCAGAGAGAGAGUGAUUCCUUCAGUGAGACUGACUCACCAUCCAGACUGAGGAGCUUGAUGGUCGUAGUAAGCUGAGCAAAACAGAACCAAGACAAGGCGGCGAUGGAAUUUCGACUGGGAUUUAGGAUCACCCUGGUCUGGUUCGUCCUGGCCCUGACUCUUUCCGGAGAGGGAGUAGAAGCACAGAGGGCAGGUUGUAAAAACGUCCACUAUGACUUGGCAUUUAUAAUAGAUACCUCAUCCAGUGUGGGAAAAGAAAAUUUUGAGAAAAUUAGGCAAUGGGUUGCAAACUUGGUAGAGUCAUUUGACAUAGCACCUGACAAAACUAGAGUGGCAGUGGUUCGCUACAGUGAUAAACCAACCACUGAGUUUACCCUGGGGAGAUACAGGACCCUGGAAGAUGUGAAGCAGGCUGCCCGGAACAUACGCUACCUGGGAGGAAAUACAAUGACUGGAGAUGCUAUCAGCUACACCACCGACAACAUCUUCACGGAGAGCAGCGGAGCAAGGCCGCUCGCUCGAGGCAUUCAAAAGGUGGCCAUUCUGCUAACAGAUGGCCGAAGUCAGGAUUAUGUACUGGAGCCCUCCAGGUUAGCCGCCAAAGCUGGAAUCCGGAUGUUCGCUGUUGGCAUUGGGGAGGCUCUGAAGGAAGAGCUGGAGGAAAUCGCGGCUGAGCCAAAGAACGCCCAUGUCUUUCACGUGACUGACUUCAACGCCAUUGAUAAAAUUAGGGGCAGGCUAAGGAGGAGGCUCUGCGAGAAUGUCCUGUGUCCAAAGAUGAAGGUUCAACCUGAUCGCUUUAAGCCCAACAGCACCAGUUAUGGUCUGGAGGAGGUUCCAGGGUUCGACCUCAUGAAGUACUUCAACGUUAAGGACAUCCUGGGGGCCAGGCUUGAUGAAGGCCAGAGUUCAUAUGUUCGCCUUGGGACAAUGCCAAUAGUCCAACAAACAGAGGAUGUGUUUCCUCAGGGCUUACCAGAUGAAUACGCUUUUGUGACCACAUUCAAAUUCAGGAAAACCUCAAGACGAGAGGACUGGUACCUCUGGCAGAUUUUUGACAAAUAUGGAAUCCCACAGGUUUCCAUACGUCUGGACGGUGAGAACAAAGCAGUGGAGUACAACGCAGUGGGGUUGACGAAAGAUGCUGUCAGAUCUGUGUUCAAGAACCCUGAAGUAGACAACCUCUUUGACCGCAACUGGCACAAAAUAGCCCUCAGUGUGGAUGCUAAGUCUGUGGCCCUGUACCUGGACUGCAAACACAUCCAGACUUUGCCGAUCGAAGACCGUGAAGACAUAGACAUUCAGGGGAGGACAGUGAUUGGGAAAAGGCUGUACGAUAGUGUUCCGAUAGAUUUUGACCUCCAGAGGAUGAUGAUUUACUGUGAUUCCAAACAUGCAGAGCUAGAAACCUGCUGUGAUCUCCCUAAUGGGCCUUGCCCUAAGAAGGUUGUGACAGAGGCUCCUCCGAUAUGGAUCCCCACACCAACACCGACUGUUGCAGAGCAGAAAAAAGGCCCUGAAGCGAACUGCUCCUGCCCUCCAGGGACGAAGGGAGACGUCGGCCCACGUGGUUUUCCAGGUCUAAAGGGUGACAAGGGUGACAUUGGCCCUAAGGGGGCCUUCGGACCACCAGGCAUCAAAGGGGAAAAAGGAGACUCUGGCAAACUGACCUCUGUCAAAGGUGACAGAGGGGAGAAGGGUGAUAGAGGGAUGAUAGGGUUAACAGGUCCUCCUGGACAAAAGGGGGAGAAGGGUACCGGUGGUGUGCCUGGUAUUGAUGGUCUAACUGGUGACAAAGGAGACAAAGGAGAAGCAGGCAGACCUGGAGCUGCAGGGUUACCAGGUCCAUCUGGACAGAAGGGAAUCCAAGGAGAUGCUGGAACUCCAGGUUCACCCGGACCGAAGGGCGUUGUUGGUGAUUCUGGUGUGAAAGGAGAAAAGGGAAAUCCAGGAGCGGGUGGUCUACCAGGUGUGGACGGAUUACCAGGAAAGCCUGGAUUUCCUGGGAAAGAUGGUUUGAGAGGACUGGCUGGAACACCCGGGCCAAAUGGAAUCAAAGGCAACAAGGGGGAUCGAGGCCCUCCUGGAUUACCUGGGGAUAUGGUCCAACUGGAAGGCCUGAGAGGUGAAAGGGGAGAACCUGGACCUCGUGGGCCACCAGGGGCAGAUGGUCCCCCUGGACCUCCAGGUCCUAUGGGGGCAAAAGGUCUGCCUGGUGAGCGUGGAGAACGAGGAAGGAAAGGUGACAAUGGACUGCCGGGAGUAGAUGGCCUUCCUGGACCUCAGGGUUCAGCAGGUCAGCCAGGCUCACCGGGGCCACCAGGACCACUCGGUCCCCCUGGUCUCCCUGGUGAACGAGGGUCUCAGGGUAAACCAGGAGACACAGGGAAACCUGGUCUUCCUGGUAAAGAUGGUCUGGAUGGUCUUCCUGGCGCUGAUGGGAAUAUGGGACCCAGAGGAGAAAGGGGAGCAGAUGGUUUUCCUGGCAAGCCUGGACCUAAGGGUGACGAAGGGCCUCCUGGACCACGGGGCCCUCCUGGGGAGAGAGGAGAAGCUGGCUCCCCUGGUCAACCAGGUGCAGAUGGAGCUCGAGGAGAGAGAGGAAUUCCGGGAGAAAAAGGAACAGAGGGACGAUUUGGGCCAAAAGGUGAAAAGGGUGACAAGGGUGAAGUUGGACCGAGAGGACUCCCUGGGGUUCCAGGAGAUGUUGCGAACGUAAUCCCUGAGCCUGGAGAACCAGGGAAGCCAGGAGAGAAAGGAGAAAAGGGAGAACAAGGAAAUCCAGGAGAGAUGGGCCAAAGAGGCGUACCUGGUGAACAAGGUUUCCAAGGGCCAGUAGGAGCACCUGGCCCAAAGGGAGAUGCAGGACCCACAGGGGAGACUGGUCGUGUAGGAGACCCUGGUCAACCUGGUCCAGCAGGACCUCAGGGGCUUCGGGGACCACCAGGAAAUGCGGGCAUUCCAGGCAUAAUCGGACCUCCUGGUCCAGCAGGACAAAGAGGAGAUAAGGGUGAACCAGGUAAACCAGGACAAUCUGGCCCCCAAGGCCCACCUGGAGAGCCUGGUUUGAUUGGACCUCCUGGACCACCUGGGAAGGGCAGAGAUGGCCAAAACGGAGAGCCAGGACCACCAGGGAUUCAAGGAAUACCCGGAACAAAGGGCUCACCAGGGCCACGUGGACAGCCAGGUUUACCCGGGGACAGGGGACCCCAAGGGGAGGGAAAAGAGGGACCUCCAGGGCCUCCAGGAAAAAAUGGGGAGCCAGGACCUGCGGGACUGAGAGGUCCACCGGGGGUUGCAGGUCCCCAAGGCCCAGCAGGCCACAACGGUUUACCAGGAAGGCCAGGAGAAAAAGGAUCACAAGGAGAGCCUGGAAAAGCAGCAGACCUUUCUGACCUGAACCUGAAGGACAUUUGCUCAGACUGCCCUGCAGGUCCUCCUGGACCACCUGGACUGCCAGGACUCCCCGGAGAUAAAGGACACCAAGGACCUGCUGGGAAAAAUGGCCAAGAUGGAUAUCCAGGACCGCCUGGACCAUCCGGACCUCAAGGGCCUCCUGGAGCUGAUGGAACAAAGGGUGUAAAAGGCGAUCAAGGACCUCCUGGAGGUCCUGGAGAUAAAGGGGACAAGGGCCACCCUGGACCCCCUGGUCAUCCGGGUCCUGCAGGAUUAAUGGGUUCUCCUGGUAACGAUGGGCAGCCCGGACAGGUUGGCCCCCCAGGACCCCCUGGAGAAAAGGGCAAAGAGGGUCUCAAAGGAAUCCAAGGACCACCGGGUCUUCCUGGCAUGAUAGGUCUAACUGGAAAAACAGGAAAAGAUGGCAGACCAGGUGAACCAGGAGAACCUGGGAAGCAAGGUGAACCUGGACCUCCAGGAAACCCAGGACUCCGGGGACUCCCUGGCUUCAAGGGCCACAGAGGAGAGCCAGGACUUCCAGGUUCAAAGGGAGAGGAUGGGAAGCCUGGGUCAGCAGGACGUGACGGCAAACCUGGAAAGGAGGGUCCCAAAGGACCACCUGGCCCAGAAGGACUUCUAGGACCAAGAGGAGAGCCGGGCAAGCCAGGAGAUCCAGGACCAUCUGGAAAAUCUGGACUUCCUGGAACACCAGGCCUUAGAGGAGACAAAGGAGAACCAGGAAACCCUGGAAUACCAGGCUUCAGUGGGCCCAAGGGACCUGCGGGUCCACCUGGUCCAACGGGCCCUGAAGGAAAACAGGGAAUACCCGGUCGAGUUGGAGAUCGUGGCCUAAGAGGAGAUAAGGGAGACCCGGGCACAAAGGGAGAAAAAGGACAGAGUGGAGAUCCUGGCAUGCCUGGAAAUCCUGGUCCCCCAGGCAGAAAGGGUCAUACAGGGAUGAUGGGUAUGUCGGGACCACCAGGUGAAAUCGGAGCCCCAGGGCCUCAGGGACCUUCAGGAAAUCCUGGGCUCCCAGGACCCAGGGGGGAGUCAGUGUCACUGGAGCAGAUGAGAAGGCUUGUCCAGGAGGAGCUGGCCAAGCAAUUAGAUGCCAAAAUAGCUUACCUCAUGGCUCAGAUCCAGCCUUCCCAUGUAAAGAGUACAGCGGGUCGUCCUGGACCACCAGGCCCUCCAGGUAAAGAAGGCAGCCCCGGGCGACAAGGCCCACCCGGAGAACCGGGUAUGCCUGGACAAAAUGGAGGCGAAGGCCCGAGGGGACCCAUGGGCCCUAAGGGUGAUAAAGGAGCAAGGGGAGAGAAAGGAGAACCUGGUGUCGGUGAGAGAGGAGAGCAGGGACCAGUUGGUCCAAUGGGUCCAGCUGGUAUGCCCGGAUAUGGCAAAGACGGAAGCCCGGGACAGGCUGGAGCCCAGGGAGAGCCAGGAAACCCCGGGCCGCAUGGUCAACCUGGACCUCCAGGUCCUCCUGGGCAGUGCGACCCCAGCCAAUGUGCCUACUAUGCCAGUCUGGCUCAAAGACCCCACACUAAAAACAUAAAGGGGUAAUAGGAAACAGGAGACUCACAGAGCUGGAAGUUUGGCUGUAUUUAUGAACUUUGUUGAGUCAUAUAAAAUCAAGAACAUUUUUUUUUUCUUUUAAAUCAACCUUGCUACAGGGGUUCUGACGCAACAGGUGCUGCCGGUCAGGUUUUUCAUUUACUGCUAUCAAGCUUGGGUUUGGGUUGUCAUAGGGGACGGAGCAACGUGGAGCACUUCCGAUCAGGGGCAUAGAGGGCAGCUAAAGUUGUUUUUUUACUUGCAUACUGUCUGUAAUGAAUAUAGGAUCAUAAAUGUAAUGUUUCCGCUUAUUUCAAGGUUUAUCUUCCUGCUUCCCUUCAGUUAUCCAUCACAUCCCACACUACACCACGUCACUCACCGUUUGCUAAAUAAAUCUCUUGCCAUGGGUCUUCCACCCAUCAGAUGGUGGUUACUCAGACAUGGAUGUUCUUUCUUUUUCUGUCGCUGAGGGUGGAAGCAGACAUUUGAAGCAAACAACAGAAGCUAUUGCGUGUGGGAGGAGGUUCCAAACAGCUUCUUAUCUCCAUGCCAGAGUUUUUCAGUCACCUCGUUGCAUAUAGUCUAAAAAAAAAACUCCCAAGCAGCCGUUUUGCACAGCCUUUACAAGAAAAAAACGUUCAAAAGACAAAAACAGACGCAGGAAGGAAAUGUUUUGUUUAUUUUUGCUUAUAAUGUCCCCAAAGUAUCCGUUGACCUGUAUUGCAAGAAAAUUUAUGGAGGGGCUUUCUUAAAAAAA
Molecule: messenger RNA, 6052 nt
Organism: Cyprinodon variegatus (sheepshead minnow)
Lineage: Eukaryota; Metazoa; Chordata; Actinopteri; Cyprinodontiformes; Cyprinodontidae
Gene: col22a1
Product: collagen, type XXII, alpha 1
Exons: 65
Coding region: 448-5304 (1618 amino acids)
Source: RefSeq, a predicted model, not a curated record